Messenger RNA from Chrysoperla carnea, 1815 nucleotides. RefSeq lists its product as uncharacterized. The record is from RefSeq and is a predicted model, not a curated record. NCBI's taxonomy places the organism in Eukaryota, Metazoa, Arthropoda, Insecta, Neuroptera, Chrysopidae. The transcript is spliced from 4 exons. The coding region runs from base 1 to 1815 and encodes 604 amino acids.
AUGCUCGACGACGAAAACAAUCAGGCUGAGUCAAAUAAUACGUCAGCAAAUUUACCACAACAUAACGAAACAGAACCGAAUCAAUAUCCUCAUGCUAUUAGAUUACAACUUUAUUAUGAUGAACUAGAAAUCGUCAAUCCUCUGGGAUCAAAAACAGGUGUUCAUAAAUUAGGAGCUUUCUAUUACAUUGUUCAAAAUUUACCACCUCACAUGAAUUCGGAAUUGAAUUCUAUACACGUGCUUCUAUUGUGCUCAGAUGCAGACGUUAAAAAAUAUGGCUUUACACAAAUUCUUGAACCUUUUUUAUACGAAUUGAAGAAAUUAGAAAGUGAUGAAGGGAUACCAAUCGAAACCGAACAAGGUAUUUUUGUGCUUCGUGCAUCAAUUGCUGCCUUUUGUGGCGAUGGUUUAGCAGUACAUGAUGUGUUUAAUUUAUUAGGCCCAUCAGCUAAUCGUAUGUGUAUGUACUCUCGAGAUGAUUUACAUGCUGGAUCUCUUAAUUCUGGACAAGAGCGCGAUGAAAAUCUUUUUCAAGAACACGUUAACCUUUUAAGAAGAACCAAUUAUUCGCCGGAGUCAAAAUCAAAUACAGGAGUUCGCAACAAAAUUUUUGAUCCAAUGCAUGAUCUUCUUUGUGGUAUUUGUCCGAUGAUACUUAAAUUGGUUCUGAAACAGUAUGUAAUAGUUCAAAGGUUAUUUAGCGUCAACUAUUUUAACGACAAAAUAUCUGCAUUUCAGUGGGGGUAUUGUGAAAUGGUCAAUAAACCUUCUGCUAAUUUCACAAAUGUCAUGCUUCGAAAAAAGGAACAUACCUUAAGUCAGAAAGCGAUGCAGAUUUGGUGUUUAAUACGAGCAUUUCCAUUUCUUGUAUCUGGAAAAAUUGCCGAUGAUGACGAAUAUUUGGAGCUGAUACGAAAUCUAUUGCAAAUCAUGGAAAUAGUAUUUGCACUAAAACUUAUGUCUUCGCAAAUGCCAUAUCUUGAUGCUCUGAUUAGACAGUUUCGAAUGAAAUUUAGACGACUUUUCCCUGAGGUCGAUCAAAUUAAUAUUACCCAGAAUUUAUUUUAUGGUCUGGUACUUUAUUGGUGUAUGCGGUUUGAAGCAAAACAUAGAAAUAUAAAACUUCGGGCUCAAUGUGUGUGUAGCUAUAAAAAUCCUUCAAAAACACUUGUAAGAGUAUCACAAUGUGGUCAAAGUGCAAAGUGGGGUUCCAAAGAUGUUAAAAUUAUCCGCUGUAGUUCACGUUCUGGCGAAAAUAUACAAGUACAAAAUUCAUUAAGCCGAGAAUUUUUACUCGCUCUCAAUUACACCUGUACCGAUAACGUAUUUCGAUCGAAAUCUGUGAAAUUCAAUGGAGUUGAAUUUCGCCCCAAUUUAUACACUUGUCUAGAGGUAGCACAUGUCCGUGAUGAUAAUUUACCUGUGUUUGGAAAAAUUAAAGAAAUAAUAAUGUUAAAUAAUAAUGAAGUACAUUUAUUAAUGUCUAUUUUUGAAGGUAUUACUGGUGAGGCAUUUCUAGAACUCCAAAAAUUGGAUCUUCAAACUAUGAAAAUAAAAAUAGGACCUCAACUAAUAAUUAUGAAGUUAAUCAACAAUAUCUUAGAAAAAACGUCUCCGGUCAACGAAAAUGCCAUUAUUAUACAACAACCCACUCUUGCUACUUCACCAAUAUCGCAAAGCAUCAAUCAACAUGUUAUAACGCCUAAUAAUUUCCGAUUUACGGAGCAUUAUUUCGAUGACAAAACGAAAACUGGAUUCAUUGAAUUCCGCUUAUUUACAAUGCGAAAAUCAUUGGAUGCUUCAAAAAAAAAGUAA